UAAUAAUUAUCAAUGCAUGCUGCCUUUAUAUUUAUCUGCAAUCCGGCAUAAACUGCGGGACUCCGAAACUCAAGCAGUCACAGAGCUAGAGCGGCAGAGCUGCAGAAGUAAAUGCCCUUGCAAUUGACUUCCACUGGAAAUUUAAAAUAUCUGGGAGGUUUACCGGUUGUUCUGAGUGUCACUGUGGAUUGACUAGACCCUUUACUGUGUCUACCUACAUAGCCGAUCAAGAUGCCUCUUUUUGCACUCACUCUGUUAGUGCUGGUGGCUUUUUCAAGUGGAAACCAAAAUUGUAGCAACAUUCGUGAUUUGAAUUCUUGUACCGAAGUAAAAAUUUCUGAGAACCAAGAAUUAGCGGCUGUGGUUGAAAUUAGCAAUAUCGACUCAGUUAUGCUAAAAGCAUUUUCUGACCCAGUGAUUAUCACAUGUAUCAAUGGAGGAGCUCUCGCUUUUAGCAAUAUGACGAGGGUAACGAUCCAUAACAUGGCUUUCGUCUCGUGCGGCAACUCAGACUACGGAUUACGAUUCACAAAUGUCAGUAAUGUGGAACUCAGCAACAUUGUUCUCUCUAAUAACUCAUUUGGUGCUCUAAGUGUAGUUGGUGGAAAUGUGAGCCUCACAAACAUCAGUAUAACAGACAAUACAGGUGGUGGUCAAAAUGUAGUUUCCCUAAUCAACUGUCCUAUGGUGCACAUUUCAGGCAGAAACGAAAUCUCCAAUAAUUGGCUUGAAAGUAACUUACGUUGCCAUGAUUCGGAAGCUAAGGUACACUUCGAUGAUCUCAAAACAGUGAUGUUUGUUAACAACAGUGAGAUAAUUAUUAUCGAUGGUUCAUUGAAUGUGAAUGACAACAUGGGCUUCUCAGGCAUUAUAUACAUCAAGAACGUACAAAUGUUUAAUUUUUACGGAGAAGGCAAGUUUCAUGGAAAUAAAGUUUGUGUAAAUGGAGCUCUACAUUUUGAAAAAGUAAAUGCUUUGCUCAGUGGAAAAUUUGUAUUUGAGAACAAUUCAGGUGGUGAAUACUACUUUCAGAAGCGCCCGACUGCAGCUGCAAGUAUUAGCGUUCGUGGAAGCUCGCUUACAGUGAUUGGUUCUAUUCAUUUCGAGCACAAUCGUGGGGACAUAACAGCAAUGUACAUUAAUCAAGAAUCAGCGGUAUAUAUCACCGGGAGAUUGCAUAUAACUAGACAGACCGACGGGUUUGCAGGAGUAUUCAUAAGAGGUGAAUCAAAUUUGACAAUCAAUGGAGCUGGAGAAUUCUUAAACAAUGGAGUGCACAACGCUGUGAUACGAGUAGAGACUGGAAUUAUGGAUACCACUGGAAAUAUGACAUUCUUGAACAACUACGGCAACAGUCCUUGUGUGUUUAGAAUCAGAAGCUAUGUUCGUAUGCACGGCUCAAUCUUAUUUCGAAACAACUCUGGCGUUUUCUAUAUUGUUGAUAGUACGGUAAAAGUGGAUGGAGAAGCUACAUUUGACUCAAACAAUGUUCGUGAUUUUGGUAUUGGUGGGGCGAUUGCAAUGUUCAGAAGUGAGCUAUAUCUGAGCGGACAGUACACGUUCUCAAACAACAGUGUUAGUGAUGUUGACGGUGGUGUGGUGUAUGGUCACCUUAGCUCACUCAUAUUUGCUGGUAAUGGAUCUUUUAUCGGAAACAGUGCUAGAUACGGAGGUGCCAUAUAUCUUCAAAACAAACCAGUAAUCAAGUUGAGAGAAGGAGCGUCUCUAAACUUUGUUAGCAAUACAGCAAUUAAAGGAGGUGCAUUAUACAUAUUUGGUUCACGCGAUAGCUUCAAAUGCAAUAACAAAAAUGCUGACGUUGACUUUGAUACUCCACCAUGCUUCAUCACCUCGAAUGGUACUAUUGACAGAUACUCCGUUACAUUUCGCAACAACACAGCCGAAGAAGGUGGCGGGGGCAGUGUACUACAAGUGAGGGUAGUUGAGGAUUUCGAUAUUACGAACAGUAGUAUAAGCAUGCUAACCAGUUGCAAUGAUUGUGCAGUAAGCUUGUUUAAACGGGAGACUUCCAAAACCAACAAAGAUCCCCUCCUCUCAUCUGAUACGCUCCGAUUAUGCUUUUGCAACGAAGGAAAGCCUGAUUGCUCAAAGAAACAUCUGUCUAAAAGUGCCAUAAGAGGAGAAUCGUUCACUGUUGAAGUCACUUCCUUUACGUUUAACCUGUUUGAAGUGAAUCCAGCACAUACAAUUCGAAGUUACUUUCAGUCUGUUAAUAUUGAUACUGAUUCUAGACGAUUGAAAGGCACCUCGCAGACAUUGCAAGAGCAUUGUACAGCUCUCAAUUAUACUAUACAAUCCACUGACGUAAAGGAGAUGAUAGUGAUAUCUGCAGAUGAGUCGUGUGAAAUAUCCAACGCCCAGUUGACAAUGGAGGUCACGUUAAACAAUUGUCCCUAUGGGUUCUCUAGAUCUGAGGGUAUGUGUGUCUGCGAUGAACACAUCAGCCGAUUGGUUCGAGAGUGCAAUGUGAACUCAAGAGAAUUGAUAAAAAGAAACAAUUCCAGAAACACCUGGAUGACAUCAUACAAUGAAAGUGGCGAGACAGGGAUAGUAUAUUACGAGUACUGUCCUUUGGAAUAUUGCUUGACGUCAGAAUCAGCUGUGGCUCCAUUAAACCCUGACAGUCAAUGUGCAAGCAAUCGAACAGGAACGGUGUGUGGGAAAUGUAGGGAUGGCUACAGUCUUCUCCUGGGAACUCCACGGUGCAGUAAAUGUACAAACUCUUAUCUCGCCUUACUGAUCCCAUUUGCCGUUGUUGGUAUCUUACUUGUUUUCUUCUUAUUUCUGACGCAGCUGACAGUUGCAACAGGCACUAUUCACGGUCUCAUUCUUUACGCUAACAUAGUUAACAUUCACAGAGAUAUCUUCUUUCCCAAACAAUUUUUCCCAGCAUUCACUGUAUUCAUUUCAUGGCUUAACCUUGACUUUGGAAUCAACACUUGUUUCUACGAUGGACUGGAUCACCUGGCGUACAUUGGGUGGCAAUUUGUAUUCCCUCUUUACUUGUGGUUGAUUUUUGGGUUCAUGAUUGUUAUCUGUCGCUAUUCUUUACGAGUAUCCAAGUUGUUUGGUAAAAGUGAUCCUGUUGCCGUGCUUGCUACGAUAAUGUUGCUCUCUUAUAACAAACUGCUACAAACCAUCAUUGCGAUAUUCUCGGUAGCCAAUCUUAUCUAUCCACCAUCACACAAUUCGACAUUUGAGGAUAGCACUGUGUGGUACUAUGACGGUAAUGUUAUGUACGGAAAGGGCGCUCAUAUUAUACUGUGUUGCGUGGCGGUGGUAGUACUGCUACUGCUGUUCUUACCCUACACUUCCAUUCUAGUGUUUGCCCAAGUUCUUCAAAAGAGUUCUCAUAUUUCAGCCUGUCUGCUUCGCUCUCGAUUAACCCCGUUCAUUAAAUCUUAUCAAGCUCCUUACAAGUCAAAAACCCGAUUCUGGAUUGGGCUGUGCCUUCUAUUGCGAUGUGCUAUACUAUCCACAAUUUCUGGAACAGACAAUGCCAACAAUGGAUUACUUGCAACUACCAUUAUCUGUUUUGCCCUAAUCUGCAUAAUCGCCGUUUCUGGAGGAAUCUAUUCGAAGCGUAUAAUCGAUAUUUUGGAGGUAUCUUUUAUCAUGAAUCUUGGAAUACUAUCAAUUGUUACGUACCACUUUCAAGUUACAGAGAUUCACCCAACAGGCUUGACGUAUUUGUCGGUAAGCAUUGCUCUCGUCACGUUUUGUGGAAUCAUCGCUGCUCGAAUUUUAAUAAGAGUGAAGAAACUUUCAAUGUUUAAAAAAGUGUCGGAGAAAAUGAAGAGCAAAAAACUUCAAAAAGAAGAGUCCUUCUUGAAGAUCGAAACUCCAUUAGAAGAUGAGAAGAGUCGACAGUUCGUGACUACUCAAGACCUAGUGAUGAUGGACGACAACACUUUCCAGCUCAGGGAACCACUGCUGGAGGACACUCCUUGACUAAUAUACAAGCCGCUAAAUAAUUAACAAGCUGGCAACUGUGUAAGUAGUACAUGUUCUAUACUAGAGAGCGUGAUGACUUGAAUCAAUAACGUAUUUAAUUGUUUGUAGAAUAAUUAUAUUUGCUUUCUUUGAUUUGCUAUUUCCACACGUUACAUAAUUAUUUUCUUUCUUUGAUUUGCUACUUCCACUUAUUAUAUAUUGCAUAACUAUAUUACUUGCUUUCUUUGA
Halichondria panicea is the source of this 4203-nucleotide messenger RNA. RefSeq lists its product as uncharacterized. The transcript has 3 exons. The coding region runs from base 232 to 3972 and encodes 1246 amino acids. The record is from RefSeq and is a predicted model, not a curated record. Lineage: Eukaryota; Metazoa; Porifera; Demospongiae; Suberitida; Halichondriidae.